GACAGCUUCAUGUUCAGUUUCUCAAGCUUGAAGGGGGCAUCUACACUCGCAUGCACAAUGUUCUGACUGAGUUCGUGAAGUUCCAGGAUAACGGUGAGGAGCCUACCCUUGUGCAGGCUGCAGCUUUGUGCAUUUCCAUCCAGGACAAUGUGAAAGCUGUUCUUCAAGAUCCAUCCUUCACUGGAAAGUGGGGGCAAUCUCUUUUGAAUGCGUCCCUCAGACUGCAGAGUCACGUGGAGAAGGUUGGAAUCAAGAAGGUCCAAGACUUUUUGAAAAAAGAUGGUGACACUGUCAGUGACACUGGUAUCAAGGAGGCGUUGCACUUUCUCAAAGAGCUGACCAAUUUGCCUGGCCAGAUGAAGGAUUGCAAAAACAGUUUGGAGGGCAUCAGCACUGGUGUUGCAGAGAUUUUGAAGAACCCUGACAUCAAGAAGGCGGAGGGGGCUGAUUUGAUGAAGCACCUUCAGACCGUUGUCAGUGUUUCCAGCUACAACCAGGACUUGCUGCAAACUCUGAUGGAGGAUGCGGCGUCGGAUUUCAAGGUUUACAUUGAGGAUUUGGCUGCAGCUUUGAACAAACUCGUGAAGGAGCUCACCGCUGACCAUGCAAAGUGGCUAGAGGUUGUGACCAAGUACAGGCCCAUUCUUGGAGUCGCAGAGUUUUGGCAGCCUGACAAGUUGGAAGACAUCAUGUGGAUCUUCAAAGGUGACAAACAAGUUGACGCAGACUCGAAAGAGAUGCUCCAGUAUCGUGAUCGCUUGGGUGCAAAGCUUCCUUUGCUAUCUUCCUUGCUUUCGCUACAGGUUGGCUGCAAGAGGGUAGAGAAAGUCGCAUGGUGCUUGAAGAAGGUUGAAAGCACCCACAAGGAUAUUCAG
Molecule: messenger RNA, 875 nt
Organism: Cladocopium goreaui
Lineage: Eukaryota; Dinophyceae; Suessiales; Symbiodiniaceae
Source: the annotation of a GenBank genome assembly